AUGAUGCGAAAAUAGAAAGCCAAUCUUGUGCAUCGAUCGCGAGUCAUCAGGGUGAAACGCAGAAACAUUUGGGAGUCUUCUUCAUUUAUUUUGGUGUUGAGUGGUAGACUGUGUGAACGGAUUUUUAUACACGAUCUUAUUCUUACCGAGUGCUGUAACUUAUACUAAAGCCAAGAGACAAGAUGAAGCCUUCGAGAAGUAUUUAUUCGAUUUGUUUAUUGAGUGUUUUAUUGGCGUGUUUGUGUUCUACGAGGAAAGUAAAAGCUUCUUGUUCAAAACAACUCGGUCCAGCCGUUCCUCAACAACCACGGAUUCCAUCACAAGGCCAUGAGCCAAAAAUUUGUGUUAAUAACAAGACUUGCUGUACACUGCAAAUGGAAGGAGAUUUAAAACAGAAAGCAGUAAAUGUCCUGAAAGACAAAGUUGACAGAAGGUUGGAUGGACUAAAGGGACCCAUGGAUACUCUUCGCAAAACACUCAAAGUUCAUUUCCAAGGGGUCAUCGAAGACGCCAAGCUUACAAAUCUAGAAUUUCUUCACAAACAAAACGUAAAUAUCUCAAGUAUUGGUCUCCCGUUAGUGACCGCGUUGUUCAACCAAGUUGAAGACUACAUUGACAACCCUAAUGCCAACCUCACGACUGUUGUAUUGCAGUUUUUUCGUGACGCUUUCCCGCCAUUGUUUAACUACGCUACCCGUCAGUCUCAGAAGUUCUCCCACCAGUACGAAAAAUGCUUGAAGAAAAGUGUCGAUACUGUUCAGAUUUUUGGCAAAACUCCAUUUCGAAUUGCAGCCCAAAUAGAAAAAGUUCUGAGACCAAUGCAAUUGUUUCUUCAAAGUCUGUCUUUUGCAUCGAAAACAGUGAAUGAAACAAAGACAUUAGGUUUUACAAAGGGCUGCCCGCCAUUGCUGCUCCAGAUGAAAUAUUGCGCCCUUUGCAAUGGAGAGGAUAAAAGUGUCAAACCUUGUGAAAACUACUGUAUUGACGUCCUAAAGAGUUGUCUCGCUACCAGUGUGCAACUACAGUCUCAAUGGGGGUUGUACUUCGAUGCUUUAAGAGACUUGUCAACCAGCUUGUCCAAGUCACCCAACCGGGAAAAUGUUUUAUAUUCAGUGUUUCAUGAGCUAUCACUGGCAAUAUAUCAAGCUCUUCCUAUCCAUAUUAGUGAUGAUAAACUUAAGGCUGGGUUAUUCCAAGCAUGUGGACCGCCACAGUUCGGUUCUGGGAUAAGCGUGCAAAAUGGUGGCCAAACAACAGGCACGCAACAGCACAUCAAGACACAGCUCAAAGAAGUCAUGACUAAUGCCAACAAAGAAUUGACUUCUUUCAAGACAUCAUACGAACAGCUACCGCUUGAUGUGUGCACCAAGGAACGAGUGUCUGCUCCUCAAACGGAAAAAAUAGUAUCUGGAAAUUGUUGGAAUGGAACAGCUCUGGGAAGAUAUACGGGACCCGUUUCAUCGCCUCUACCUUCACUCGAAGCUCUUCCACAGGACACGCUUCGAAUCACAAACCUUGUUCAAAAUAUGAAGACAAAUAUCCAAACAAUGAAGAAAUACACCAUUAAAUAUAUGGGAGGAGAGGGUAGUGCUUUUAGCGGAGAUUCUAAUGUUAUUACUGGAAGUGGGGACUGUGACGAUGAAGACGAGUCCUGUACCAGCGGUGAAAGUGGCGAUGGAACAAACGGAGCAGAUAACGGUAUUAAAGGGGAUACAAACACAGAUUUCUAUCUAAUCUCGACCACACCCAACCCUAAUGAAGUAAACGUACUUGGUGGUGGACAAUCUAAUGUGAAGGGUUCAGGGAAAAGUGGCGGAACAAGUGUCAUCGUUUCUUCGACGCUAAAUCUGCUCUUGUUGAUGUCUGUAUUCGUUUUUCUUUGAACCACGGGAAUAUUUGUAGCCUUAAUGACCUCAAGAAAAACAUAAUGAACCGAAUAUAAUGGAAAACAUAAUGAAGAUAUUAAAAUUAAAUGGCUCUUGUUCUGGAGACUUCAAGAAGGUUCAAAAAAGCAGAAGCAAGCAAAGUGCAUGAAAAAGCGGUACCUUAACCGAUGACCAAAUAGCCAUUAACAAUUCCCCCUAGAGGGUCGUAGUGGAAUACACUUUUUGAUCAUCAAAUGACGUCGAAUCGCAAUGGAUCAAGGUGUUUAUGCUAUUUCUGUCGACAAGGAAAGUCCGGGAUUCCUGUGUAUACUUUAAUGGAGCUCAUUAAUUGGGUUACCUUUGGAAAUCCACAGGUAGACCAACAACACUAUUCUGAAGCAUUUUUCAAUGGAAAUUAUCAACAACGUCUUGUUACUAUUCGUUUUAAACUCCUAUUCAGGAAACACUAGUGCAGGAAAUCUACAAAUAUAAUCCUUUGAGCCUGUAUUCCACAUGGUCAGCAACUGAUGCUGCUUACCACGAAGAUCUUUCCUGGGAUCAAGUGAAACGCCCGCUUAGUAAAACCAGCUUUAUCUUUUAACCGACCCUUUAUCAUGGUUCUCAUCUACCGCAAACUUCAAUGUUCAUAGACUAGUUUUUAUUUGAUAUAGAAUUAUUUUGUUAUAUUUUACGUAGAGUAGUAUACGGCUAAUCAGAACAAGGUUAGAUCGUCUUGCAUGCAGACAGCACACAGUUUAAGACCCCAGUACAUUGUAUAUAGAUAUUUGGUCCCUAAUAUCACGAGGAAACCAUUGCUUUAAACUUAAUCUUGAGCACUCAAACAGAAUUUUACUCAGUGCUUUGUUUAAAGAUUUAUUCAAGAUUGUAGUAAAUGUACAACGUAUUCUAGUAUUGGAUUGUACAAUUAAAGGGAAAAGACUAGUAACGAUCUAGACACGCAAGGAGUUGUGGGAUUAGAAUCAAUCCCAUAAUCCCAUGAGGGGCAUGCGAGUUUUUCGUAGUCUCUCUAAAGGUCUUAUAGCAAGAGAAUCUUUCCAAUGUACAAUAGUAUUGCCUAGGUGCAGUUUUUAGGGGCUUGUACAUAGGCGUAUGUAUGAAAACACUGUCAGACAGUGACAUAUAACCAAUAAAAAUGCAACUUCUUAUACAAA
This is a messenger RNA of Actinia tenebrosa (Australian red waratah sea anemone), 3037 nucleotides long. Its product is annotated as glypican-6. Lineage: Eukaryota; Metazoa; Cnidaria; Anthozoa; Actiniaria; Actiniidae. The record is from RefSeq and is a predicted model, not a curated record. Gene Ontology annotation, cellular component: extracellular region; cell surface; plasma membrane. Gene Ontology annotation, biological process: cell migration; positive regulation of canonical Wnt signaling pathway; regulation of protein localization to membrane.